Messenger RNA from Cydia pomonella (codling moth), 529 nucleotides. Its product is annotated as late cornified envelope-like proline-rich protein 1. NCBI's taxonomy places the organism in Eukaryota, Metazoa, Arthropoda, Insecta, Lepidoptera, Tortricidae. The transcript has 2 exons. The record is from RefSeq and is a predicted model, not a curated record. Bases 167 to 427 code for a protein of 86 amino acids.
AAAAUUGUAUCAACUUUGUUGUAAUCAAGCUUGAAUUUUAAACACUAAAAUCGUCUAUCAAAGUUUUGUUACGCUUCGUUGGCCGUAAGGUAAUUUAUAUUUUAGUUUCAACUAUGUAAAGUAUAUAAAUUGGCCGAUUUUCCGUAAUUUUCGACACACAGCUAUUAUGCUUGGCCGGUGCGCUGUAUUACUAGCUCUGAUCGCCACCGUCGCGUCUGCCCCCGUGGACUCGGGCUGGCGUUGCACCGGCGGCCUCGGCUCGCCCACCGUCUGCCUCGGCCCGGCCGGCGCACCCCGCUACAGCCCAGCGGCCAUACAAAUAUUACCGCCUUUACCCCCGUGCUCCGGUCCGGCGGUUGUGCUUACCCCACCUCCCAGUCCGUGUCCGUCGCCGUGUCCAUCGCCUUGUCAAUAUUAUGAUAACUAAACGAUCAAGUGGUUAUUACGACUUAAGUAGUCGAAAUUCUUCGCAAACAUUUAUAUGUAAGUUUGCGAAGUUACAGAUGAUAUAAACGACAUUUUACAUGAA